AUGACCUCCACCUGCAUGGAUAGUGAUUUCCAGCUAUUCUCUCCCCGCCGCCAAUCUGGUGGGGACGACUCGCGAGGGAUGUAUUCCCAACCAACCACGGAUAAUGCCAAUCAAGAUUGGACACAGUGGAUGAGAUGGGAUGAACCUAUGUUCACCGAGAAUGACCAGACGCAGCAAAUGGACCAGUCCCUUCCCUUUAUCUCCCCGAAUACAACCCUGAGCUCGCCCAGCCACAUUCCCCAGGAUUUCUCGCCGCAGCUUCCACUCGGGCUGAUGGAGAUUCCAUUCAAUCAUGCCGGAAGAAUAGGUCACAAUCCCAAUCUGAGGGGAUCCCAAGACUCACAGUUCCAGGGUCUUGUCUCUCCUAUCUCCAGCGUUGGAACGUCUCGUAAGCGGAAGACGGGUAGCGACGAUGAUGCCACCACCGUCACUGGCCCUGUCCAGCCGGGCAAGAAAAUGCCCGCCAAAAAGCGGGCUCACAACGUCAUUGAAAAGCGAUACAGGGCCAAUUUAAACGAGAAAAUUGCUGAGCUACGCGACAGUAUACCAAGCCUACGAACCACUAAGAACGCCAAUGGUGACUCGAAUGAAGACGAAGACGAUGACGCUACCCCUGCCAGCAAGCUUAACAAGGCAUCUAUUCUGUCCAAGGCCACCGAGUAUAUCAAGCACCUGGAGAUUCGCAACAAGCGCCUGGAAGAUGAAAACACCGGUCUGAAGAACCGUCUUCGCCAAGUUGACAAGGCGGCAGACCAGGCUGUCACAUCCACCGCCUCCAUUUCAUCGCCGAGCAACUACACUGCUUCCAGUACCUCGGAUCCAACAUCUCCAAGUGUGUUCUCAAACCCCGAGGAGAUUAGUGAAAAUUCGCCCACCUCUUCAAGUCCCCCGGAGGGCCUCAUCAAGGUCCCUGAUGCAUGGAAGCGCAUGCGUGCAGAGACUGCACAAGCGGGAGUCUUUGCCGAGUCAUAUAUCAAGCCCAAUUCCCGUCCUGGUCAUUAUGGACAAGAAGGUGGCUCUCGCAAACGUUCUAAGCUGCCUAACAAGUACAUGUUGGGUGCUCUCGCCGGACUCAUGGUAUUGGAGGGCAUGGGUUCUGACAAGUCUGAGACCGAGGAGAAGGGCCUCAUGGCUAUUCCUCUGAACCUUCUCGGCCGACUCCAGUCGCCUACUCUCACCCACGCUGAUUACUACCUGAAGGAUUUUUGGUUCUCGUGGCACGCGCGAGCGAUCUCACACUUCCUCCUGCUCGCCACUCUGGUGGUUGGCAGCGCGUUCAUUGUUUUUGUCUACCUGUUCAACGCCCAGCCUGUGACUCAGCACGCACCCGCGAAGGUUGUGUCCGAGAGCCAGACCAUGGCUCCAACUUCUAGUGACUUUCGUCGACAGGCAUGGCUCACCAGCAUGCAACGGGCUGGUGUCCCGCGCCACAGGUUCUUUCGGGAGUGGUAUGUUGUGACUUCGCGAUGCUUCGAGUAUGUCCUCCGGUGCUUCAUGGGAUGGAAGCUCUAUUCCUGGGCCACUGGUAUCACCGAAGAAGAUGAGCGAGGCCGUGUGAAGACGUGGGAUAUCGCCAUUGAUGCGCAACUCACUGGAGGUGAUGCUGAGAUCAGUAAAAGCCGUCUUGUGCUCACCAUUUUCGCCGCCGGCACCCUCCCGGCAAGCCCCAUGAGAAUGAUGCUCAAGGCUUUGCACGUUCGCAUCCUCAUGUGGCGAGUUGGCGAGCCUGGCUCCUGGACUUUCCACGCCUCCAACGAUAUUGCUCGCGCUCUGGCCAACUACCAGUGGGCUGUUGCACGAGAGAUAAAUAAUUCCAUUCCCGAUGGACAUCCCGAUCAGCUUCCAAGUCACCUCGCGGCCCUCGUCAACCUCGACUGCGAGGAGGUCAUGGAUGAUUCUAUCAUCCAGCGUGCCGUGAAUCUAACUUGGAAUAGACCCACCCAGGAAGGUACUGGUGAUGACGAAGUUCUUCUCGAUGUUGUCGAAGAAGACCCUGCUAUUCAGUGCUCAGUCGAUGCUCUGGCCGCCUGGUGGUCCAGUCACCUUCUCCAGAGCGCGCUUCUGAAGUACCUCGAGGCUAGCGAAGGCGGUCCCAUGUCCAAGGCCAGUCGCGACUGUUUUAAGGAGAAGAUUCGCAUGGCCCUUGAUGCCGCUCCACGUCUUUCGGCUGCCUACACCCGUGCCCUGGUGAUGAAGGCUGUCUUCUUCGAGCACGGACGCAUCCAGAACGUGGGUGCUGUUCUUGCUGCUCUGCCAAAGGACAAGAGAAAGGGCGAGCGAAGCCAGGCUGCCAACUUCCUGGAUUCUUCACUUCCCGUGUCAGUCCGUGAAGAGAUAUCUAUCGCGGUGCGCUGUGCUAUGAUCGCUGCUGUUGUCACCUCGAGCUCUGCGGGCGAGACCUCUCUACCCGCGUCUUUCACAAUUCACAAGGCCAUCAAUUGGUUCAACCAGCUUCCGAUCGACCCGGUCGAGCUCAGUCUUGUUGGUUUUUCCGCGGUCUACCAUCUGCUACACAUUCUCGCUUCGGAUGUUGAUUAUAUUGUCUCAUCCGACUCCUCUGCUCCCUCAACCCCGGUCUCCGAGGCCGCGUUUUCUGCUGACGACGAGGCUGAAGAUAAGCCCCGGGCGGGCCGUAAGUUGGCGGUCUGCCCCCGCGACAUCCCAAACAUUGGUCGCGUGGCUGCCGAGCUCAUCUACUGGGCCCGCAAUGCCUAUAACCCGGCAUUCUAUGGGUUCUCUUCCACACUGGUCGAAGUCAUCGUCAAGGCUUGCACCACAGUCUGUGAGAAUUCCGGCCUCAACGUGGAUGAAUAUCUUCAAAAGACUCCCGAGCCCAUGCCAUCAAGGAAGCGACGAACUCGACGUCGCCGGGGCGCAUCAGACCAAUUUCUCCAGAGCGAUGCCGAUCAAGAUCUAAUUGACUCGCAGAUUCCAAAGCCUCUUCGCCGAGAGCGAUCGGCUAGUAAUGACACUGGUUACGGCAGUCUCAGCCUCGAGGAAGACAUUCAGUCCGCUCCUAAGAUCCCUGAGAAGGUGCAGGAAAUGUCGGCUUAG
Penicillium atrosanguineum is the source of this 3054-nucleotide messenger RNA. Its product is annotated as basic helix-loop-helix domain-containing protein. Lineage: Eukaryota; Fungi; Ascomycota; Eurotiomycetes; Eurotiales; Aspergillaceae. The transcript has a single exon. Gene Ontology annotation, biological process: positive regulation of transcription by RNA polymerase II; SREBP signaling pathway. The record is from RefSeq and is a predicted model, not a curated record. Gene Ontology annotation, molecular function: protein dimerization activity. Bases 1 to 3054 code for a protein of 1017 amino acids.